GCCCCGGCCCCCGAGCGGCACGAUGACCGACACCCGGCGGCGGGUGAAGGUUUACACGCUCAACGAGGACCGGCAGUGGGACGACCGGGGCACCGGGCAUGUGUCGUCCGGCUACGUGGAGCGGCUGAAGGGCAUGUCCCUGCUUGUCAGGGCUGAGAGCGACGGUUCUCUACUUUUAGAGUCCAAAAUAAAUCCUAAUACUGCAUACCAGAAACAACAGGACACUUUGAUUGUGUGGUCUGAAGCAGAAAAUUAUGACUUGGCUCUUAGCUUUCAAGAAAAAGCUGGAUGUGAUGAAAUUUGGGAGAAAAUAUGUCAGGUUCAAGGAAAGGACCCGUCAGUGGACAUCACUCAGGACCUUGUAGAUGAGUCUGAAGAGGAGCGUUUUGAUGAUAUGUCAUCGCCAGGUUUAGAAUUGCCAUCUUGUGAAUUAAGUCGCUUUGAGGAAAUUGCAGAACUUGUGGCAUCAUCUUUACCUUCCCCCCUGCGUCGUGAAAAACUUGCACUAGCACUGGAAAAUGAGGGUUACAUUAAAAAGCUCUUAGAGCUUUUUCAUGUGUGUGAGGAUUUGGAAAAUAUUGAAGGACUGCACCACUUGUAUGAAAUUAUCAAAGGCAUCUUCCUCUUGAAUCGAACUGCUCUUUUUGAAGUUAUGUUCUCUGAGGAAUGUAUAAUGGACGUCAUUGGAUGCUUAGAAUAUGAUCCUGCUUUAUCACAACCACGAAAACAUAGGGAAUUUCUAACAAAAACAGCCAAGUUUAAAGAAGUGAUUCCCAUAUCAGAUCCUGAGCUGAAACAAAAAAUUCAUCAGACAUACAGAGUUCAGUAUAUACAAGACAUGGUUCUACCUACCCCUUCAGUCUUUGAAGAAAAUAUGUUAUCAACACUUCACUCUUUUAUCUUUUUCAAUAAGGUAGAAAUUGUUGGUAUGUUACAGGAAGAUGAAAAAUUUCUGACAGAUUUGUUUGCACAGCUAACAGAUGAAGCAACAGAUGAGGAAAAAAGACAGGAAUUGGUUAACUUUUUAAAAGAAUUUUGUGCGUUCUCUCAAACGCUACAACCUCAAAACAGAGAUGCUUUUUUCAAGACUUUGUCAAACAUGGGUAUAUUACCAGCUUUAGAAGUCAUCCUUGGCAUGGAUGAUACACAGGUGCGAAGUGCUGCUACUGAUAUAUUCUCAUACUUGGUUGAAUAUAAUCCAUCCAUGGUACGAGAGUUUGUCAUGCAGGAGGCACAACAGAAUGAUGAUGUAAGUAAGAAGUUAACAGAGCAAAAAAUAACCAACAAGGAUAUUUUGCUCAUCAACCUCAUUAUAGAACAUAUGAUUUGUGAUACAGACCCUGAACUUGGAGGAGCAGUCCAGCUUAUGGGCCUCCUUCGAACAUUAGUUGACCCAGAAAACAUGUUAGCUACUGCCAAUAAAACAGAAAAGACUGAAUUUCUGGGUUUCUUCUACAAGCACUGUAUGCAUGUCCUUACUGCUCCCUUACUGGCAAAUACAACAGAAGACAGACCUAGCAAAGAUGAUUUUCAGACUGCCCAGUUGUUGGCACUUGUAUUGGAAUUGUUAACAUUUUGUGUGGAGCACCAUACCUACCACAUAAAGAACUACAUUAUUAAUAAGGACAUUCUCCGGAGAGUGUUAGUUCUUAUGGCCUCGAAGCAUGCUUUCUUGGCAUUAUGUGCUCUUCGUUUUAAGAGAAAGAUUAUUGGAUUAAAAGAUGAGUUUUACAACCGCUACAUAAUGAAAAGUUUUUUGUUUGAACCAGUAGUCAAAGCAUUUCUCCACAAUGGAUCCCGCUACAAUCUGAUGAACUCUGCCAUAAUAGAAAUGUUUGAAUUUAUUAGAGUGGAAGAUAUAAAAUCAUUAACUGCUCAUGUAAUUGAAAAUUACUGGAAAGCACUGGAAGAUGUAGAUUAUGUACAAACAUUUAAAGGAUUGAAACUGAGAUUUGAACAACAAAGAGAAAGGCAAGAUAAUCCCAAACUUGACAGUAUGCGUUCCAUUUUGAGGAAUCAUAGAUAUCGAAGAGACGCCAGAACACUAGAAGAUGAAGAGGAGAUGUGGUUCAACACAGAUGAAGAUGACAUGGAAGAUGGAGAAGCUGUCGUGUCUCCAUCUGACAAAACUAAGAAUGAUGAUGACAUUAUGGAUCCAAUAAGUAAAUUCAUGGAGAGGAAGAAAUUAAAAGAAAGUGAGGAAAAGGAGGUGCUUCUGAAAACGAAUCUUUCUGGUCGGCAGAGCCCAAGUUUCAAGCUUUCCCUCUCUAGUGGAACAAAGACUACACUCUCCAGCCAGUCACCUGCAACAAACCUGCCUGGUUCUCCAGGCUCACCUGGAUCCCCAGGCUCUCCAGGCUCUCCUGGAUCCAUCCCGAAAAAUACAUCUCAGACGGCAGCUAUUACUACCAAGGGAGGCCUCGUGGGUCUGGUAGAUUAUCCGGAUGAUGAUGAGGAUGAUGAUGAGGACGAAGACAAGGAAGACACGCUCCCUUUGUCAAAGAAAGCAAAGUUUGAGUCAUAAUGGCAACUGCCUGUGAUCAGUACCUGUUGAGAAAACUGGUUCUCUGCCCCUCCCCACUACAAAAUCUAUAACAAAGCAGUGGUCUCUUGUGAAUGACUGACACAGAUCAGCUCGCACACUUGACUUCUGCUCAUCAAGUGCCAAUUCAGUGGAGCAGGAGGAGGGGAUAAUUACACAUUUAGGGGGAAGACUUACACCUUUGAGGUCUCCAGCUUGGACCACACAUUGCCCUUUUCUCAGGGAAGGAAAUGGAAACAAAAAGCCAACAGGGCAGGGGUUUUGUAAGUGGAACUCUGGAUUGACUGGUCAGUUGCUACAAUCAGAAUAUGCUUUCUCGGACCAUGUUUGAGACUCAGAAGAAUAGGCUUUUCUGCCCUAAUUCUUCACUAGUUAAGAAUGCCAGCAGUUUCUUUGUAUAAAGAGACCUGCCUUUAAAAUCGUACAUUCUGAACACAUUUUAGUCAAGCUACAGCAGGUUUGGAAAAACCUCUUUGGGGGAGGGGUGAAUAUGAAGUUUCCUCUUUUUUAUCUGUUCCCUUUGCCCUUCAAACUGCAGAUUUUUUUUUUAAGUGGGGAUUUGUCCCUACUUGAUUAAAGAUUGAGUGGAAUUCUAGA
This is a messenger RNA of Kogia breviceps (pygmy sperm whale), 3139 nucleotides long. It is a transcript of the gene PPP4R3A, whose product is annotated as protein phosphatase 4 regulatory subunit 3A. The record is from RefSeq and is a predicted model, not a curated record. Gene Ontology annotation, cellular component: nucleoplasm; protein phosphatase 4 complex. Gene Ontology annotation, biological process: protein dephosphorylation; DNA damage response. Gene Ontology annotation, molecular function: protein phosphatase activator activity. Lineage: Eukaryota; Metazoa; Chordata; Mammalia; Artiodactyla; Physeteridae.